AUGUUCAAAAAGCAACCGCUGACGGCCGUGUCAUGCGCAAGGCAAAGAUGCCCUGUCAGCCUCCGCGUGCAGUCGGCGCGCUACCGCAGCGACCUCAAUUGGGCUGACCGUCAGAGAGGCCAGGAAAAAGGCUCCAACACCUUGCCGACCAACCCGGCUCCCGAACAUACUUCCACACCACACAAUCAACCCGCUACUGGUCGCUCACGGCAACAGCGCGCUGCUCAGGUCUCAGAGGAGGUCCGCAUGCUGAACCGCGGCAGCACAGCCGCCACCGUUUCCGGCGGUAACAACAGUAUCUAUCCUACCACACGUUCCAAGGAUGUCGACCCGGAAGCUGUCGGAGGAUCCGGCCAGAUGGGAGCCAACGACUCUGCAGCCCGCGAAAGUGGCCUCACCCAAAGCCCGGGUCGCCCCAUUCGUGCAGGUAGAGCACGCGACGAGUCGAGAUCAGAGCAUUCUUCAGGUGUCGCCGUGCAAGGUGGUGCAGCAGUUUCGAGAAACUCAAAGGGACGCCAACAAGAGCUGGUCGAGGACGAGGAGGCACUAGACGAGGAUGAGGGCAACGACGAAAUGAGCCCCGACCCCAUGGGCGAAUCCACAGCCAACGAGCUCACUUUGCUCGAGCAAUUCGACAAGCAAGAAGUCACAGCCGUAUCUUUCGAGCCAGAGACAGUCUCUCGCGACGAGUACCUCAAGCUCGGCCAGGGUGGUGCCACUAUCGCUGCCGGAAACUUUGCCGGUGUCAUCGAAGAUCGCAUCAAGAUUGUCGCCGAAGCCACACAGGACGACUUCCGCUACGCUCCUGACAUUGCCAAACGCAUGAUCAAGGGCGAGCUUGUCUCGUUCAAGGACGAGCAGGAAAAGGCAGAUGUCCUUGCAACGGUCAAGAAGGAAGGCUUUCAGUUUUCCGCUAUCUCUUCUAGCAGUCAAGGUGUCAUGUUCGACAAGUUCGUCCGCGGCGCAUACCCGGAUCCCAAUGCCUUACCACACAAGAACAAGAUCUUGAACGAGAUCGCCCGCACAGUUUCGCGCAACUCCACAUAUCUGAACAAGGACUCGACCAAGCUUCUUAGAAAGAUCGGUAGUCUUUUGCCCUCAGAGGCCGCUGCACGUAAGCCUGCCGCCGCACCCAAGAAGUGA
Molecule: messenger RNA, 1143 nt
Organism: Aureobasidium subglaciale EXF-2481
Lineage: Eukaryota; Fungi; Ascomycota; Dothideomycetes; Dothideales; Saccotheciaceae
Exons: 2
Coding region: 1-1143 (380 amino acids)
Source: RefSeq, a predicted model, not a curated record